Molecule: messenger RNA, 3870 nt
Organism: Phyllotreta striolata
Lineage: Eukaryota; Metazoa; Arthropoda; Insecta; Coleoptera; Chrysomelidae
Source: the annotation of a GenBank genome assembly
GAAAAACAAAGUAAGUCAUUUCACAUUUUCUUCAAUAACUUCCAAACUUCUCAUUGGAGAAACUUGAUUUUUGUUUCAUUUGAAAGAGAAAACUCCAUUUUGCAAUUUUCCAAUUUACUUCACUUUUCUGACUCUUCCAGUUUUUGAAAUAUUACAAUUUUUCAACGAAUUACUACUCAAAAAAUAUAGUGCAUCAUUUCACAUUUUCUUCAAUAACUUCCAAACUUCUCAUUGGAGAAACUUGAUUUUUGUUUCAUUUCAAAGCCAAAACUCCAUUCUACAACUUUCCAAUUUACACCAAGUUUCCAUCUCUUCAAAUUUCCCCAAUAUUUCCCACUUUACCCCCAAUCUAAAAUCCGCCAACUAAACCUACCCCUAAACAAUCCCGUUACCGUGUAGUACCGCGGUACCACCCGCCAUAGGCAAUACAAAACGCACGCAGUGGUACCACCACGCCGUCCGACUUCCAUUCAAUUCAAAAAUCCGAACCCACAUACACCUGCACCGCCGGGCCUGAGCCAGCAGUACCCGCGGUACUCGCAGUCCGCGCUAACCCGUCGUCCGUACCGCACCGGUACCAGCAAUCUAUGCGCUACACGCUACACGCCGCCAAACGUAUCGCAGUCACUGAGUCAGUGGUCGUUCCUAUCGGUCGGUACUCCGGGUACUUACGCUCUUCCUCAGUGGGACGCGCACGCGAAUCCGCUUCGCUUGGUACUUCUCUAGGUCAAGAUUAUUUUCGAUAUACAUUCGUUUCGGUAUUGUUGUUGUUGUUCGGAGAGUGAGCGGUUUUUUUUUGAAGUGUUUCGUGCGCGGGGAUGUCAGCUGGAAGUACUAUCGAAGAGAGGAGUCUAUAAACAUGUAAAACGACGAGCGGGGAAGGGAGAAUUAUGGGUACUAUCGACAGCGGUACCGAGACCUUAUUUUCCGACGAAUCCCCCUGCGACCUGGUGCCCAGCCCGUGUUCGGGCGAUGACGUCGAUGUCCGCACCAAGUUGGACAAUCGGACGAUCAACGGCCGAUCGGCGCCCCCCAACAUUCAACCCUACAGCGGCGUACUGGAAAAAGGCAAAGUGGUAAUACGACCCAUCGCCUUCAAGCCAUCGACCAUAAACAUGAACGUCUCGACGAGAUUCGGCAUGGCCGGCGAACGAUACGGUUCGACGCCGAUUCUCACCAGACCCGGCUCCAGACUCACCUUAUACGGCAGCAGCAACGAUUUGCGACAGGCGCACGCGCUGACCAACUACUCGCUGGACAGGAAGCUGCGCUCGGCGUCGUCGGGCGUCGAUUCGCUGGCGUCGUUGCCGCAUCGGCGCAACUUGCUCGUCUACGACAGCCUCGACAGCGUCCGCAAAUCCCCGGCCUCCCCCGAUCCCGACAACAAAGACGCCAACAACAACAACAACAACAACAACAGUAGCAAUAGCAACAACGGCAUGGCGUCGGCGUCGGCGUCGGCGUCGUCGCUCAACAGCCUGCUCGAUCUGACGCCGUCGCCGUCGGAUUCGGGCGUUUCGGAACUGGAGGCCGCCCUCAGGGACAGGGACUCCGAGCUGGCCUAUCUCAGGCAGACCAUGGAGCACAACGAGCAGGUCAUCUUCAGGGUCUACCAGGAGAAGGAGAAGGUGUGGGAGAGGGAGCUCAAGCGGCUCAAAACCGUGCAGGACAACCGAUUGCGGGCCAGCUCGCAGAAGGUCCUGAAGCUCGAGCAAAUGCUGAUGAUGCAAACCUACCAGAUCCAGCAGGACAAAAAGAGGAUGUGCGCCGACGUCCAACGGUCGAAUUUACAAUGCGAACGCCUCAGGCAGGAAGUGGCCUCGCUCAAAACCCGCUUGGAAGAGACCGAAUGGGGCCUGUGCCAAAAAACCGGCGAAAUAUCACUGCUCAAAACCCAGCUCAAGGAACUACAGUUGGAGCAAACGACCAAAUGCCAGGAACUGGUCCAAAUCCGCUCGGACCAAAAGUACCUGCGCGCCCAAUUGGACGACAAAACCGACCAAUUGGAGCGCCUCAAGCGUCUCGACGGCGCCUCCGACGAGUCGCCCGAACCGACCCAACACCACCCCCAACACCACCACCACCAGCCGAACCACCGCCGCCUCCACCAUCACCAGGCCGCCUGCGAGGAGGCGGCGGCGCUGCGCGACGAGUUGCGCGCCAAGGGCGAGCGCUUCGAGAGCGAACGGCUGACGUGGCUGCAGGAGAAGGAGAAGGUGCUGCAGUACCAGCGCCGGCUGCAGAUGAACUACGUGCAGAUGUUCCGGAGGACGCGGGCGCUCGAGGCGGAGCUGCAGCAGCUCGGCGUCGAGCUGGAACUCGACCAGAACGGCGUCAAGAGGAAGCUCGAAUUGUCGCAGAUUAUCGAUUUAUAGGUUAUGUUAUCGUUUUUUUUUUGUGUUUGCGUGUGUUUGUGGAAGAUUUGGAUAGGUUGGAUCGUUAAUUAGUCGUUCCGAACAGUCCAGAACCAGUUCUAAACGAUUUUGGACAUUUCCAGUUUACCCUGGACAGUUCUAUGAUCGUACUGAACUGUUUCUCAUAUCCUAAUCAGCACUGAAAUGGUUUUGGACAUUUCUAGUUUAUCCUGGACAGUUCCAAAUAGUCCUGAAUCAGCUAUAAAUAAUUUUGGACAAUUCUAAGAUCGUAUUGAACUGUUUCUCAUAGUCCUAAUCAGCACUGAAAUGGUUUUGGACAUUUCUAGUUGAUCCUAGGUCGUACCGAACAAUCUUGCAUCAGUUCUAAAUUAUUUUGGACAGUUCGAAACAGUUCUAGCGUCAUUCUGAAUUGUCAUAUUCAGUUCUAAAACUGGUCCUGGACUUUUCUACUGUUCAAAUUCCUUUUCUAACCUGUUCAAAUGUACUAGCUCUGCAACAUAAUACAUGUUAUGCAUAAUCACCAAUUGCCAAAACUUAGGUAAAUACUUCAUUCGAGACUUUCCUUUAUUGGGACUUGCGAAAAUGCGAUAAUAAUCGAUAGAUAAUCGAUUUUUUCUCGCGUAGAUUUCGAUUCUACGGCGAGAGUUAAGAAUCGUGACGUUUUCUAUUUAAUUUGUGAUGCGCCUUUUCCUUUAAUUAUUUAUUAAUCGCUUUGUAUAUAUUUUAUCGCCGAAUUUGUUGUAUUACUUUUGUAAAUAUAAAUAAAAAUUUAUUAUUACAACUGUCGUUUUUUUGGUAUAUUUUAUUCAACAAUUUCCACACGAUCAAACAAUCAAUUAAAUAAAAGUGAUAUCAAACUUUAAAAUUCCAAUUUCCACGCCGGAUUUUCCAUUAUAUCCAGUUUAAGUGCUAAAUAUCAAAUUUGUGCGUUUUUUUGUAACGGAACACCCUGUAUAUUUUUGCAUUUUCGGAACCUCCUCGACGAGGCGAUUCCAACGAGUGGUCACACUCUAUACUUAUCUCGUACAACAAAGGAUCUACAGCCACAUGAAAUCUGGAUAAGCAAAAUGGAAGUACCUAAAACCUCGCUCUCGGAAACGCCAUUUUCGCCUUAAAGGAUUUCCCUUUGGAAAAUGGCGGCGCGUCGUCAUCGCCCAAAUUCGUCUGCUUGUUCUGCGGCAGCGCCUCCUGCACGUCCACGACCCUCCCGCCUUUCCUGCUCAAGCAAGAAAACAAAAAAAAAUCCCCAAAUUAGGGAAACUGUCCCCUUCAAACCGGCAACGCCGCCUCACCUGUACUUGUACCACCAGUACUCGAAGGCCAAGGUGACGCAGGCCAAUCCGAUGCCCACGAAGAUCACGAUGAAGACGCCCCCGAUGUUCUGGAUGCUGAUCCCGUCCGAUUGGUCGUCCACCUGCUCGCAGUUCUUCUUCUCCGGGUUCUUGUUCCACCACUUCUCCUUCAGCCGCUCCAGCUCGCGCCUGUUCAACAGCUG